AUGUACCUCUGGCUGGUGCUCGUCUUGGCAGCUGUUCUGCUGUGGGCCUGGAGGUCAACCAAGCGACCGGCCUGGAGUCCACAUGGGCCACCACUGGUUCCAUGGGUAGGAAAUCUGCUCUCCGUGGACUUGAAGCAUGCCCACCACACUUAUGCCGCAUGGGCCAAGAUGUACGGUGACAUCUAUUAUGUCAAGAUGGGCGUCCUGCACCAGGUUGUGAUCAGCGAUCCCGACUUGAUCCGAGAAGCCUUCAGCCGACCUGAGCUCAGCAGCCGACCCGACACUGAGUUCUUCAAGUUCGUAGUACGAGGAAAGGGGCUGAUUUCUUCCCAGGGUGAGCUGUGGCAGAAGUCAAAACUUCUCACGCUUCAUCACCUGCGCAACUUGGGCAUGGGAAAGUCCGAACUGGAGGAGUACAUGCACUAUCAGAUCACCAGUUACAUGGACGAGAUUCUGGCCCCGAAUUGCGGCUCUGAGCUUGCCUUUGACUCAUCUCUGAACGUCGCCGUGGUCAACAUCAUCUGGAAGCUGGUUGCGUCGGAGGAGCUGAGCUUCACCGACACCACGGUCCUGAACACUAUCAAUAAACUUUCAGAAGGUACUGACAUUGCCCUGCGCUUGGAAAUUCUUGAUGCCGUUCCAUGGCUAAGCAACGUGCUGGCAAGCUUUGUUUUCAACAGGGCAAAGGUCGAGAAGGAAUUUGACAAUUUACUGGAGGACGCAUUCAUGCCCUCGAUCAAACAACAUAGGGACGAUCUUGACGUGUCCAGUGAGCCUCGUGACUAUAUGGAGGCUAUGCUUCAAGAGCAGCGCAAGCGACCGGACCUGCUAACCGACUGGCACCUUGUCAUCUUGGUGAUGGACCUGUUUCUCGCCGGCAACGACACGACGGCUGCGACACUGCGCUGGGCAUUCUGCUUCCUGUGCAACCGUCCGGAGGUGCAGCGGCGUCUGCAGGCCGAGCUGGACGGCCAGGUGGGCCGGCAGCGGCUGCCGUCCCUCUCGGACAGGUCGCGUCUUCCGUACGUCGAGGCCGUGCUGCUGGAGACGCAGAGACUGGCCGACAUCACACCCCUGCUCGUGAUGCACCAGUCAAUGGCGCCUGUCGAUGUCGGCCGAUACCGGCUGCCAGCCGGCGUCCAGCGAGCGUCUGUUCCCGAGCCGCUGCAGUUCCGGCCCGAGCGUUUCCUGGACGCCGACGGCAAGUUCCAGCCGGACAAGAACGUCAUGCCGUUCUCAGUGGGCAAGAGACGCUGUCCUGCUGUGGGCCUGGAGGUCAACCAGGCGACCGGCCUGGAGUCCACACGACCGGACCUGCUGACCGACUGGCACCUGCUCAUCUCGGUGAUGGACCUGUUUCUCGCCGGCAACGACACGACAGCUACCACGCUGCGCUGGGCGUUCUGCUUCCUGUGCAGCCGCUCGGAGGUGCAGCGGCGUCUGCAGGCCGAGCUGGACGGCCAAGUGGGCCGGCAACGGCUGCCGUCCCUCUCGGACAGGUCGCGUCUUCCGUACGUCGAGGCCGUGCUGCUGGAGACGCAGCGACUGGCCGACAUCGCACCCCUGCUCCUGAUGCACCAGUCGAUGGCGCCUGUUGAUGUUGGACGAUACCGGCUGCCACCCGGCGUCCAGAUCAUCGCUAACGUGCACAGCGUACACCACAGCGAACGGCUGUUCCCCGAGCCGCUGCAGUUCCGCCCCGAGCGAUUCCUGGACGCUGACGGCAAGUUCCAGCCGGACAAGAACGUCAUGCCGUUCUCAGUGGGCAAGAGGCAGUGUAUGGGCGAGAGCAUGGCGCGAGCAGAGCUGUUUCUCUUCCUUACCUGUUUCGUGCAGGCCUUCACCUUCCACUGGCCAGAAGGAUUCACCCACGACUUGGGCGGAGACCCGGCAGGCUCCUUCCUUCGCAAUCCCAAACCAUACAAGCUCAUCCCGGAAAGGCGCUGAGGCGCAGGGACGUCGAGGGGCAGGGAAGCGGCUGCCCUCGCCAUCCCAAAAUUCGGGGCACACGCGCGCAAUUGUUUGUGCGCUAUGAUACAUUUGAUCCUUGCGCGCCACGAAGGGCUGCCACCCACACGUGGGAAAUUAGUGAAUCCGGGAAGACGUAUGAAAUGAUGCCCUUUCGUUUGAUUGCAUGGGGGGGACUUUUUCAACUUUCAGUGACCAACACUUUUAGCGCAAUGACUGUCCGUUACCAAAACUGAUUGCUUGCACUAACGCUGACGUUUUAGAUUCCCUACAACUUAGAUAAGCUGUUGGUGGGUGUUAUAUUUGAUACGCUGCGACGAUUAACACCAGUCCGCGCCGGCGAGAAUCUGAGCGACGUGCACAUGUGAAGAAUUUAAGCGGCAGGCCACCAUUUUUAUCCUUACGACACUUCAGAACAUAAAUGUGGGUCCGCUUAAUUUUGAGUUUGGUUUUGUUUUUUGAUAGGGAUGUCAACGCAAUAUUAUAUCUUAUUUUGUUUCCGAAGUGGCGUCACAGGGCAAAUCGUCCGAGCUUGCUGGCCC
Pollicipes pollicipes is the source of this 2510-nucleotide messenger RNA. Its product is annotated as cytochrome P450 2D19. NCBI's taxonomy places the organism in Eukaryota, Metazoa, Arthropoda, Thecostraca, Pollicipedomorpha, Pollicipedidae. Gene Ontology annotation, biological process: xenobiotic metabolic process. Gene Ontology annotation, molecular function: heme binding; oxidoreductase activity, acting on paired donors, with incorporation or reduction of molecular oxygen, reduced flavin or flavoprotein as one donor, and incorporation of one atom of oxygen; iron ion binding. The record is from RefSeq and is a predicted model, not a curated record. Bases 1 to 1947 code for a protein of 648 amino acids. The transcript has 5 exons. Gene Ontology annotation, cellular component: intracellular membrane-bounded organelle; cytoplasm.